UGCAGAUUUUAUAUACAUACGUAUUAGUUUUAUAAUUUUGUGUUUAUUUUUUUACUUGUGCCUACUGCUGCGUUUGCAUUCGAAAUGAAAGAAUAUAAUUUUUGGACUGUCCUCUAAAGAUAAACCUGCACCAAUGACACUCAAAAUGGCAAAUAAUUACCUUCUUAAUCGGGAUGGAUUGUGUGUUCUUUGUUUGAGAGAAGUACAACAGAUUCCUAAUACCCAAAUGCAAAAAAUUACAACAUUAUGUGAAUUUGUGCAACACCAAAAGUUCAAAACUUCCACAGCAUACCAGAAGAUAAUCGAGCAACAUGACGUUGAUCAGGGGCUGACGUGUCAAGAAUGCUUAGUCUUGAUAAAUGAAACUGAAGAUAUUUACCACAAAAUUUUGCAACUGCAGGAACUACUUAGAUCAAAAGUUGUCCUUAUUCGAAUAAGAAUUUUGGAUUCGGACGAACAAAAAUUGAAGCUACAAAACAAGAAUGAUAGUACAGAUGAGUUGGAAAAGGUGCUGAGAAUACAAAAAUCUCUACUGCGUUUGUCAGAUGAAGAUGACGGCUUCAGCAAUGUUCAAAUUAAAGUCAAAGCGGAGACGACGGAAGAAGACCAAUUUAUAAUGAAUGGUUCUUGUUCUCCUUCUGCAUUCCUUUUACAUCCAGACAAGGUUAAUAAUAAGGAAGAUGUCGAAGAUGAUAGAGAUUCCGAAUAUUAUUAUGAGUUUGUCACUCCUCAAGAAAAACGUGAGAGUGCAAGAUUAGCAACAAGAAGACGACAAAGAAGACUUAACGAGAGUGACAAUCAAGGAACAACCCCCAAGAAACGAGGUCGAAGAAAGCUUAAUAAUCUCUCAUCUAUCACGAAACAUAGCUCCCGUAAGAAACAAGUUACUAAAAAAUAUCCCAUCAAACUGGCAUCAGAACAAGCAGAAGCAAGCAUUUCUACAUCUGAAGAAAUUGACACAGAACCUAAAAAUGAGGAAUCGAAAGAAAUGAGACUAGUAGAUGCAGAUUUGGAAUAUAACAAUGACCUAAAAUUGAAUGAAACAAAGAGCGCUCGGCGUCGUCGUCAUCUUUCAAAAAACUUAUUAAACAGUCACGUUAACAAAUUUCACAAGUUUGAUUGUAAAAUAUGUGACAUGAGGUUUGCAACUAAGAGUGCCAAGAGUACCCACGACAAAGAUGAGCACAAAAUUGUUGCUUCAUUUCAGUGUACCAUGUGCAAAAGAAAGUUCUUUCGAAUUGGGUCCCUACAGUCCCAUAUGGUUGUUAAGCAUGAAACUGAUGAGAAAAACCACGUGUGUGAUAAAUGUGAUAAGCGAUUCACACUUGAAGUAAACCUAGAACGUCAUUUGAAACUUCAUAAGUUUGAAACAGAGAAAACACUGGUUUGUGAGGUAUGUGACUCAAGAUUUGCUGAUCAUUCUCGUCUAGAACGCCAUAUGGCGACCCAUAAUAAGGCAUUUUUGUGCACUUACUGCAACCAAAGUUAUUCUUCAAACAGUGUUCUUUCAAGACAUCAGAGAAGGCAUACUGGGGAGAAGCCAUAUCAGUGUGACCACUGUGAGGAAAAAUUCAUCGAUAAGGCAGCUCAACAAUGGCACACAGCCAAGAUACAUUCAACACAAGAUCAACAUCAUUUAUGCCCAGUUUGUGGAAAAAGUUUUUUCUCCGCCUACAUUCUUAAAGCACAUUUGGAUAGACAUGCAGGGAAACAAAACAUAUCGUGUAAAAAAUGUGGAGAAAAGUUUUAUGAUUCCAGUUCCCUAAAAACGCACUGUAUUCAGAAGCACGACGAUGAGCCCCUGAUUUGUGAUGAGUGCGGAGCAAAAUUCAUGACAGGGAAAGGCCUUAAGCAGCAUAAAAUGUCUCACGCCGGCCUGAAACCAUAUCAAUGCGAUGUUUGUGAUGCUCGAUUUCUUUCAAAGUGGGUCUUAACAAAUCAUAUGAGAAGCCACACUGGAGAAAGACCGUACCAGUGCCCACACUGUGACAAGGCUUUCAAGGCAAAGAAGCAUGUAGAUACCCAUGUGAAAAGGAUACACUCUGAGGAUUAUGUUAUCAAAACCCCUUUCCGGUGCCUAUAUUGUCAUAAAGCGUAUCCCCGGAAAGGGAUCUUAGAUGGCCACAUUCGUCAAGUGCACACAGGGGAAAGACCAUUCCAAUGCGAACACUGCAACAAGGGAUUCGCCCUUAACACCACUUUAAGACUUCAUUUAAAAUCUCAUGGAAUUAACGUAUCGGUCAGAACUCCAAGGCUCCCAAGGUCCAAAAGAGAACAAUUUUCAUCAUCCGUCACACAAAAUGAAAGACAUUCGUCUUGAAAAUUACAAAAACUUUAUCCUCGAGUAGGCCAUGCGGCUAACACAAAAUUCAACAGCAGUUUUUUUUCCAAUAUCAAACUUUGAUGGAACGGCUCACGUUACGUUAUCAUAAUUAUAGGUCCAAAAUGUCAACAUUCCAAAAUCCAAAUCUUGUCCUUCGUACUAGUUCAUACUUUUAUCAAUUCUGAGUAAUGAGGUUUGUUAUAAAUUAAAGUAGUUUUUGGCAUUGACAUUGUAUUAUUAAUGAUUUACUGAUUUAAUAAUACUGAAGCAAUUUCAAUAAAAGUCUAUUAUCAAGGCGAUAAUUGUGAUUUAUGUA
This is a messenger RNA of Folsomia candida, 2639 nucleotides long. RefSeq names its product oocyte zinc finger protein XlCOF6. The record is from RefSeq and is a predicted model, not a curated record. The transcript is spliced from 9 exons. NCBI's taxonomy places the organism in Eukaryota, Metazoa, Arthropoda, Collembola, Entomobryomorpha, Isotomidae. Gene Ontology annotation, biological process: regulation of transcription by RNA polymerase II. Bases 134 to 2320 code for a protein of 728 amino acids. Gene Ontology annotation, molecular function: RNA polymerase II cis-regulatory region sequence-specific DNA binding; DNA-binding transcription factor activity.